Messenger RNA from Entrophospora sp. SA101, 177 nucleotides. The record is from the annotation of a GenBank genome assembly. Lineage: Eukaryota; Fungi; Glomeromycota; Glomeromycetes; Entrophosporales; Entrophosporaceae.
AUGCAAGCAAUUCUUGCGUCAAACCCUUAUCCUAUUCGAAACAUUUUGGGUAUAAAUCACGCAAAAGCAAAAGCAAUAUUUGAAAAAGGCACUAUCAUUGCUCAAAAAUCAAUUCAAAGACCUUUAAAUGUUGUAGGAAAAAUAUUAUCGGAUUUUAAUCAAGAUCUUCAAGAACAU